Molecule: messenger RNA, 1830 nt
Organism: Penicillium paradoxum
Lineage: Eukaryota; Fungi; Ascomycota; Eurotiomycetes; Eurotiales; Aspergillaceae
Gene: ilv3
Product: dihydroxy-acid dehydratase ILV3
Exons: 3
Coding region: 1-1830 (609 amino acids)
Biological process (GO): branched-chain amino acid biosynthetic process
Cellular component (GO): mitochondrion
Molecular function (GO): dihydroxy-acid dehydratase activity
Source: RefSeq, a predicted model, not a curated record
AUGCUUCCUCAGACUCGGGCGCGCGUGCCCGCCGCUCUCCGGAGCUUGUCCCGGUCCAACGUCACCGUUCGGGCUCUCUCUACCACCCUUCCCCGCUUCCAGAAUGAGGACAAAGGCCUCAACAGGGUCUCGCGCACCAUCACUCAACCCAAGGCACAGGGUGCUUCCCAGGCCAUGCUCUACGCCGUUGGCUUGAAGGAGGCGGACAUGAACAAGGCCCAGGUCGGCAUUUCGUCGGUCUGGUUCAAUGGUAACCCCUGCAACAUGCAUCUGCUCGACCUCAGCAACAAGGUUCGCCAGGGUGUGCAGGACCAGAACUUGAUUGGCUUCCAGUUCAACACUGUCGGUGUCAGUGACGCCAUCAGUAUGGGCACCACCGGUAUGCGCUACUCUCUGCAGAGUCGUGAUCUGAUUGCCGAUUCCGUCGAAACCGUUAUGGGCGGACAGUGGUACGAUGCCAACAUCAGCAUUCCCGGUUGCGACAAGAACAUGCCCGGUGUGCUGAUGGCCAUGGGUCGUGUCAACCGUCCUAGUUUGAUGGUCUACGGAGGAACUAUCAAGCCCGGCUGCGCUGCUACUCAGGGCAACGCCGAUAUCGAUAUCGUUUCCGCUUUCCAGGCUUACGGUCAAUUCCUCACCAAGGAGAUCACCGAGCCCCAGCGCUUCGACGUUAUCCGUCACGCCUGCCCCGGCGAGGGAGCCUGUGGUGGUAUGUACACCGCAAACACCAUGGCUUCCGCUAUUGAGACCAUGGGUAUGACCCUUCCUGGUUCCUCCUCCAACCCCGCCAACUCUCAGGCCAAGUACCUCGAGUGUCUUGCCGCUGGUGGUGCUAUCAAGAAGCUGCUCACUGAGGAUAUCCGCCCUCGCGACAUUCUCACUCGCCAGGCCUUCGAGAACGCCAUGGUCGUUGUCAACAUCACCGGUGGCUCAACCAACGCUGUGCUGCACUUGAUUGCUAUUGCCGACUCGGUCGGCAUCAAGCUCACCAUUGAUGACUUCCAGGCCGUUUCCGACCGUAUUCCUUUCCUGGCUGAUCUCAAGCCCUCCGGAAAGUACGUCAUGGCUGACCUGCACGCUAUCGGUGGUACCCCCGCCCUUCUCAAGCUUCUGCUCAAGGAGGGUCUCAUUGAUGGCUCUGGUAUGACCGUUACCGGUGAGACUUUGGCUCAGAACUUGGAGAAGGUCCCUAGCUUCCCCGAUGACCAGAAGAUCAUCCGUCCCUUGUCCAACCCCAUCAAGAAGACUGGUCACAUCCAGAUCCUCCGUGGCUCCCUCGCCCCUGGUGGCAGUGUCGGCAAGAUCACUGGUAAGGAGGGUAUGACCUUCACCGGCAAGGCCCGCGUUUUCGACGGAGAGGACGCCUUUAUCGCUGCCUUGGAGCGCAACGAGAUCAAGAAGGAUGAGAAGACUGUGGUUGUCAUCCGCUACUGCGGUCCUAAGGGUGGCCCUGGCAUGCCUGAAAUGCUCAAGCCCUCUGGCGCUAUCAUGGGUGCCGGUCUCGGUAAAUCCUGCGCCCUCAUCACUGACGGCCGUUUCUCCGGUGGUUCUCACGGUUUCUUGAUCGGCCACAUCGUCCCUGAGGCCGCUGUCGGUGGUCCCAUCGGUCUUGUCAACGACGGUGAUAUCGUCACCAUCGAUGCCGAGAAGCGCGUUCUUGAUGUCGAACUCACGGAUGCUGAGUUCGCCGAGCGCAAGGAGAAGUGGGAAGCCCGCAAGGCUGCUGGUGACCUUCCCAAGACUGGUCUUACCAUGCGUGGCACUCUGGGCAAAUACGCCCGAACUGUCCGCGAUGCCAGCCAAGGCUGUAUCACCGAUGCUGUAGAGUAA